AUGCUUCUCGUUUCACCUGAUUGCCUCUCCUGUUCUUCUUCUUCUUCUUCAUCGAUGCUCUUCUCUGGCAAUCUUAAACUCUCAUCGGAUCUCUUAUUCGCUAAAAGAAGGAGGACGUUAAACUCGCUAAGUCGAACUCAGACGAGUCGACGACUCUGUAUAGCGAGUAGUCUGAUUACAAGCCCCGACUCAUUCGAAGUUGGGAGACUCAUUGGCAGCUACGGUUUCAUGAACAUUACCAGCUAUUCAUCAGGAGGAGUGGAUUUUGAAUAUUCAGGUGAACAACUGAAAGUCCAAGACGUGGGAGAAGGCAGCGUAAAGAUCAGGCUUUAUGAAGGAAGAAUAGCUCAGGGUUCGCUUAGAGGCACUCCUGUUGUUUUUAAGGUAUAUCCUGGACAACGAACUGGUGGCAUAGAAGCUGAUAUGAUGGCUGCAAAUGAGCUCAAUGCUCAUGCUUCACUUCAGAGCAGCUCAAAAGAUACAUGUCAGAAUCUCCUAAUGCUUGUUGGAGGAUUUGAAACAAAAACUGGGGAACAGUGGCUUGCUUUUCGUAAUGAUGGAAAAUAUAGUGCGGCAGACUAUGCAAAAUUUACAAGUGAAAAAAAUUCAAAAAGCUAUUCGAAUAAGGACAAUUCUUGGAAUCUUUUUGAACGAGAAGAAACCUUCAAGCGCAGAAGAUAUUUUGUUAUCAGGCUACUUCGGGGUGCUAUUACUGGUCUAGCCUACAUGCAUGAUCAUGACAGAUUACACCAGAGCCUUGGACCAUCUUCUAUUGUUCUCAACACUAUAGCAGAGAGAGAAGCUGUUUACUUAGUUCCACGACUUCGAGAUCUAGCCUUUUCUGUUGAUAUUAGGAUUUCAAAUCUAGAAGAUGGCCUUGGGAAACUUUCAGAAGGACUUUGGAGAAGGGCAAUUGCUGCUGGAGCCUUCACACCUAUGGAGAAAAGAGCCUUUGGAAUUGCAGAUGAUAUAUAUGAAGCUGGUCUUCUUCUUGCAUACUUAGCUUUUGUUCCCUUUUGCGAAGCAGGCAUCAUGGAUACUCUGUCUUUGCAAAGACUUAUAGAAAGCACUUUCCGACUCGAUUUUGAAGCUACAAGAGAAUAUUGUUUAGCAGAUGAUCGUUUGGAGGAAGCUGUGAAGUUUCUAGAUCUCAGUGAUCGAGCUGGUUGGCAAUUACUUCAGGCAAUGCUAAAUCCAGAUUUUCGAAAACGACCAAUUGCAGAAGCUGUACUUAACCAUAGAUUCAUGACUGAGGGUGUUGUCUGA
This is a messenger RNA of Dovyalis caffra, 1266 nucleotides long. Lineage: Eukaryota; Viridiplantae; Streptophyta; Magnoliopsida; Malpighiales; Salicaceae. The record is from the annotation of a GenBank genome assembly.